Molecule: messenger RNA, 6488 nt
Organism: Lethenteron reissneri (Far Eastern brook lamprey)
Lineage: Eukaryota; Metazoa; Chordata; Hyperoartia; Petromyzontiformes; Petromyzontidae
Product: cytochrome P450 2C20-like
Biological process (GO): xenobiotic metabolic process
Cellular component (GO): intracellular membrane-bounded organelle; cytoplasm
Molecular function (GO): heme binding; iron ion binding; oxidoreductase activity, acting on paired donors, with incorporation or reduction of molecular oxygen, reduced flavin or flavoprotein as one donor, and incorporation of one atom of oxygen
Source: RefSeq, a predicted model, not a curated record
GGCCAAACGGUUGUCACUUUAAUGAAAUCCAGACACAGUACCUUGCAAGUUGGGCACCAUAUGCGUUGAAACUACUGCAUAUGACAGAGACUGUCACCAUCUGACACUUUCUUAGCUCGAGGAAUGAGCGUCUUGAUAAGAGAAGAUUUCUGUGCGGGGUGAUGGUGUGACUGCAUUCAGAUAGAACACUGUCCUCAUCAAAAAUCAAGACAAGUACUCAUCUUACUACAUCACACAACCUGCAGUACAGUAUGGGCCAACUUCUGGACACAACUGCUGCUGCUCAGGAAUGGAGCUCUUUCUUGGGGCACCAGGCACUGAUCAGCCUGGCUAUAUUUUGCAUAAUUUUCCUGGUUCUUCGGGCUAUACUCCAGGAGGUAAAGGCAACUAAACGCCCAUUGGACUUUCCUCCUGGCCCAAAAGUGAUACCAUUUUUAGGGAAUGUGCCUCUGUUUAAGAAACCCGAUGUUGCCAUAGAGGAAGUUACGAAACAGUAUGGAGAGGUGUGCAGCGUAAUGGUGGGCAAGAUUUCCAUGGUGUUUGUGAGUGGCUACCAGGCAGUAAAAGAGGUCCUAGUGCAUCAAGGGCAUGAGUUUGCAGACCGGCCAAACAUCCCCCUCAACAAAAAAGUCAACGGAGGCCUAGGCAUUAUUUUUGCUCCAUAUGGAAAAUAUUGGAUGCAACAUCGUAGGUUCACUCUGUCAACAUUGCGGAAUUUUGGACUUGGUAAGUCAUCCAUAGAACAAACCAUUCAGGCAGAGGUUGGCUUCUUAAUUGAGGCAUUUAAACAGAAAGGAUCGGCAUUUGACCCUCACUAUAACUUAAACAGUGCUGUGGGAAACAUAAUUUGUUCCAUGGUGAAAGGGAAACGGUAUGAAUACAGUGAUAAGCAGUUCCAUGAUUUUUUGCACCUCAUUGAAAACAAUCUUCAGCUCCAAUCAGGGCUGCUGGGAACUUUAUGCAACUUCUUUCCCUUCUUGAUGGAUUUUCCUGGACCGCAGCAGAGAAUAUUCACAAACAUGGCAAAAUCUAAACAGUUUAUUCGUGAUAUAAUAUCUGAACGCCAUGCAACAAGAGAUCCCCUCAAGCCAAUGUGCCUGAUUGACACCUACUUGUCUCAAUUGGAGAAAGAGGACAAUCCCAACAGCAGCUUCUCAGAACAGAGUCUCAUCAUGUUGACGUUGGACCUUUUCACUGCUGGCGCAGAGACGACCUCCACCACAUUACGCUGGGGCCUUCUCUACAUGAUGAUGCACCCUGAAAUACAAGCCCAGUGCCAUGAUGAGAUUGACAAGAUUGUGGGAUCAGAUCGACUACCAUGCAUGGAGGACAGACACAGUCUGCCCUACCUGGAUGCUGUGAUCCAUGAGAUACAGCGCUUCAGUAACAUUGUUCCAUUCUCGGCCCCGCAUGCAACCACCACAGACGUCAAGUUACGCCAGUACUCGAUUCCAAAAGGGACGAUCAUAAUGGUGAAUAUGAAAUCGGUUCUGAGUGAUGAAAAUCAUUGGAAAACCCCAUACGAAUUCAGUCCAGAAAACUUCCUUGAUGAGGAUGGCAAGUUUGUAAAGUCAGAUGCCUUCCUGCCCUUCUCUGCUGGUCCCCGUGUCUGCCUGGGGGAAAAUUUAGCAAAAAUGGAGCUCUUCCUUUUCUUUGCAUCUCUUUUGCAGCAUUUUGAGUUUAUCUGGCCUGAUCUGGUCUCUCCACCAACCCUGGAUUAUAUAUUGCAGAUCACCAAGGCUCCAAAAUCUUACAAAUUGGGGCUUCAUCUCCGCAAUUGAACAUAGUUUAAAGAGUGCUAUAGUGUGUGCUGGUUUGAGUCUAUAAUGUCCAAGCACACAUGCACGCAUUGGAAAUAGGUUAUGUUAAAAAAAAAAUACAUCACGAUAGGUGAAAGAAAUGGUAUAAAUCUGUUGUACAACAAUGAGUGAAUCAAUUUAACUUUUUCUAGUAAAUCGUUUAAUCAUGUUACGUUAGUUUAUAGAUAGAGAUGAUAGUUUUCUACAAACAUCUUCCAUUACUUCAGCGAAUUUGCCCAAAAAUAGUUAACCUUCAUUUCAUACAUUCUUUCACAAGUCACCCGGGGCCCGAGUACAUAAAUGUAGAAAUAGAUAAUGAGACAAUGCUCCCCUGUUCAUAGUCUAUUUAUAGGUGGCAGUGAAAUUUCUGGUGACAAUUACAUUGUGACUUUUUUCAACCAUUUUAUACAUGCAGUAAAUGCAUUAGAAAACAUAUAUAGACACCAUUACAAUAGAAACAACUAACGACUCAGCUGUCUUCAUAGGCUUGGAUAAGGCAUUGAUACAAUUGAUCACCAAAUCCUGUAAACCAAGUUAGUGAUAUUGGACUUAUUUAAGUAGCAGUAGGUUGGUGUCUAAAUUACUUUGAUAGUAGAAAACAAUGCGUAACAUUGGUCAAUCCUUCCUCUGGGUUUAAAAAACAAACACAUGCCAAACAGCCACUCAAUUACAACCACAGAAAACAACCGCUCAAAUAACCACGACUAUAAACAACUAUUACCACUAAAACACAUCAACAAAUGCACAUGACAACCACAAAAUAACGCAAAAAUAAAUCCACAAUCAAAUCCUCAAACACAAGUAUACAUUCUAGAUUUGAAGCUUUCGUGGCUGCAAGGAUUCAUACUCUUAGUUCUUUCGGUAAAGUCACGUAGAUAAAAAAUGAAAUUAAAAUUAAUAAAAAUAAAACAAUAAAAAUCACGACGUUUCGGAAGCAACACAAGUCUCCGUCAUCAGGAGGGACCGUCACAGCCAGAUUUGCUGCAUUUUUUACCUACGUGACUUUACCGAAAGAACUAAGAGUACAAGUAUACAUGUCAUUGUUAUUGCCUUAUACAAAAUGCAACACUGGUGUUUAUUCGUAUCUUACAUACUUGUCUCAAACUAUUUGGUAAUACCGUGUGAGCAAUGAUGCACAGGCACAAAUAAGAAAAUAACUCAAUAUGAUACUGGCAAAAACAUUUUGGAUAGUGGCUAAAAGGUCCCAUAGAGAAACAAAAAUCACAUCGUUAAUAAUUCUGCCUAACCGGAAACAUUAUAAACGAUGUUUUAGGCAAUGGGUGUUCUUAAUAUCAGAUAUUAUAGAGAGGGAAGAUAAAUAAAGAGCAUAAGAGUUGGAGACUGGACUUUACUUAUAAUAAUUACAUUGAUAAAUGUAUUCCUGAUGAACAGUAUUUAAAUUUGCAUAUGAAGAGUGACCUUUAUAAAAAAAAAUCUCAUCAGGCUCCAUAGUAUAAAGUGGUCUAACUCUUAACCAUACAAAAUUACGUCGAACUUUAUUUUCCAAGCAAUCAGUAUAAGUUUCCCAUUACAUCUAUCUGAUUUGUUCAUGCUGGAACCGCCCUUGUAUUCUGAUACGCAACAACUGUAAUGUUAUUUUUUAAUAUAAAUUUCUUUACCUCCUUAGAUAGUUCGCAAGAGCCAUGCAUGGCUAGUUGCCCUCCAGUAACAAAUAGUGUCCACACUUCCCCACGUAAGAGGCAAUUCUGAAGAUCAUUGUGGGGUAUCACCUCCCUAUGUUCUCGUUGACGUGAUCCUUAUAUCCCUUCCACUUCAAACCAAAUGUAUUUGAUAUGCCAUCGAAUGUAUCAAACGGUAUAAAAACUCAAUACAGGUAAUCCCCGACUUACGAUGGCCCGACUUACGAUAUUUCGAUCAUACGAUGGCGAUAGCGAUACGACAAAAUUGUUAAAUAUUUUUCAUUUCACGCGGCAGGCAAACGCAGCAGUGUACGAGGUACGAUACUGUACGUUGGGACGCUGCCGGGAUGUACGCAUGUUAAAAGGUUUGAUAGCAGAUAGGAUUGUUUCCUGAAAAAAAACUUUCUAUUAAAUUGCGGUUCAUAUAGGUAGGCUAAGAAUUUACCUUGAUUUUUUACUUUACAUUUUACUGUGCAAUACAGUAUUGUAAUUAAUAAAUACAUACAGUAUAUAGUUUAUACAGUACGGUACUGUAAAUUGCUCUGUUUUGCUAAAUUAUCACCAUUCUUUAAGACUCCUGGGUAGGCUAGGCCAUCUUCGACUUACGAUAUUUUUGACUUACGAUGGAGUCGUAACGCAUCUCCAUCGUAACUCGGGGACUACCUGUAUUUCAAGAGUCGCAAUAACGGCAUGAAUCAGUCCUUAAAGAGCCGCAUGCGGCUAAAGAUCCACAGGUUGCCAACCUCUGAACUGGUAUAUUGCUGCAGUCUCAUGACUGCAGUAAGUACUCCAUUUUGACUUAAGACUUUCGUGAAUGCAGGAUUUAAUAUUCAUUGUUCUUUCGGUAAAGUCACGUAGAUAGAAAAAAUAACAAUAAAAUAAUAUUCACUUAAUUUAUUUUAUUGUUAUUUUUUAUACGUGACUUUACUGAAUGAACCAUAGAAUGUGCAGUAAGUACUGUCAGUCUCAAACUGAAGGUUGUUAGUUCAAUCCUUAGUUUACUCUUAAAAAGCCAGUAUAAACGAACAAGAUUAACCUAAUGGCAGAAUUUGUUUUGAUUGCUCCAAAGAAAAGAAUACAUCACUGUAGGUGUCUUCAUUGGGAUAAUUUAUGAUAAAGUCACGAUUACUAUAAUGAAUAGAGAAACCCAACAUGUUUUGCAUUAGUUGAUUAACAGUGGAAACCAACUUACAUUUUGUAGUAGAAUAUAUGUGAGUGUUUGGUAGAAAAAAUUUAGCUGCAACAUUGAUAUCGAUCGAUGUGUAGUGACAUAAGAAGGGAGGGGCUGUUGGGGGCUCUGGGACCCUGGGCGGGCCAGGCGCUUGGGCCCCUUGGCGCCAGGCGCUGGGUUCCCAGGCGGGUCAGACGCUUAAGCCUCUUGGCGCCAGGCGUUGGGUUCCCGGGUGGCCCAGGCGCUUAAGCCGCUUGGCGCCACCAACGGGGGGGGGGCUGUGUGUGCUCUGUGGGAUAUCUGGGGGCGCACACGGCCCCACCCCUCGUUGGGGACUAGGCAUAAAAGGGGAGCUCCCUGGACGGUCAGGGCCAGUCGUAUCUCAAGACCCAAGACCCAAGACCAGCCAUCUGAGGACCCUGAGACGCUGUGAGAGCCAGUGGUGGGACUCUGGAAUUCCCGACUCUACGACCUUGUGAGGGCGAGUUCCAGAGCGUAGCCAGAGUAGUGUAUCUAGGCUUUGUACCGAGGCUGUGUACCUGGGAGUUGUUACAGAGUAUCAGGACUGUUGGACUGUUGGAGUGCUGUUGGAUUGUAAUAAAGAAGUUACCUCUACAAGUGUCUCCGGAACCCGUUACAGAUGUAUAUUUUCCCAACAAAAUGCCAUGGCACUGUUAUGGAAAUAAAACAUUUAGUGUAAAGUAGGAUUAAAUAUGAAUUGCCCCAAUCAUAUUAGGCAUUUUUAAACUCAUUGCAAUGGUGAUGAGGAAAAUUCGAAAUUAAUUGUUCAUUGCUAUUUGAGAAUAUAUUUGAUUAAGGAAACAAUACCAGAGACGGGAGUCUAACUUGACGUGAUAGCUACUUCACAAUGAAAACUCGAGGUUAGCUCAGAUCGUGGAAUGUGCCGGAUAUGCUCUCUACUCUGAGUGGCAAUUAUAGUGACAUACUUUGCCUGCAUUAGGCACAGAAUGCGAGCUAAGAAAUACGCAAACUUUAUUUCUGAAAAAGGAAGACAUUGAUGGCUGAGCUGUGGAGGUCCAAUUACAUUUUCAGGAUCUUUAUGGCCUCACAAGAGAUUGUUAUACGAGUGGGUUGCAUUCUGAGCAAGAGACCAGAUGGAGUGGAGUGGCCCAAAAUGCUAGAAGAAGCCCAGAGGUGGGCCAGAGAGCCAGGGGCCCAGAAUGAGCAGAGCAUGGCAGAUGAGGGUCAGAUCCAAGAAGAUCCAGAGGAGCCAGGGGCAACCGUGAUGUUCACAUUAGCUGGGUAGCUUGCGCACCCGUGCUUGUAAGGCUGACCUUGAUCGAAGCCGUACAUUGCACGAGAGGUAUUGUGAUAAAGCUGUGAAGGAAUUGCGGUGAAGCAGUGGAGAAGCUCAAAGCUAAUUGUCAGGAUUCCAGUUUUUAAAGAGUAUAGAGACGAUACAUACGAAAAGUGAGAUUAAGGAGACUCAAAGUUAGUGCUGCAGGAAACUGAAAAGGAAACACAUUUUGAGGUGGAUAGAGGUUAACACGAAACCAUAUUGUGCUAGGUCACAAACUAAAGUGACUGUAAAACUACAAGUAUGUGAAUAAUUAUCACGGUGAAGUCAUGUAUGUACGUCGGACGAUCAAAGGAGGCCAACAUCAUCGUUCUACACAUCGUCAAGACUCAAGACCCGACCACACCUGGCCAGUCACCAGCUGCAUCAACCACCUGGCUGCCAUGCCGUCAUCCAUAAAGCUGCCGUCUUUGCAUGUCAGGAGACAUUGUGUGCGAACGGCAUUUAAACAAAAACGUAUUUUACUCAUCAAUUAACUUCAGUCACCAGUCAGAAGCUUCCUACACUUCUGCCGUGUCGCCUCAACUGUGGUGUAGAGGCCAUCUGCUACAGACUGUACA